GACUUUUGCUCGGACUACCAACAUGAACGACAAGUUCUCGCCCUCGAGAGACGAAGUCGAGGCGAACCGACGAAAAUGGGAUUUGGAGGGGAAGCUGCAGGAUGCUGACCAAUUGUGCAGUUCGGUUGAUAAUGAAUGCGAUGGCGACCGAAAGCGCAGCCUUAAACGAAAACUGCAGGUUGUUAAUCCAGUUGCACAUACUGCAGCAGAAGUGGAAGCGAACCGACGAAAAUGGGACCUGGAGAGAAGAUUGCAAGAUGAAGAUCGGAUUGGGAACUCGACGGACGUAGCGAGCAGAGCACCUCGAGCGCACAACUUGAAACGGAAGUUGCAGAGCUUGAACCCUUUCAUGAUGAAUCCGGUCGUUCCCUCUGCGGCUGAGGUUGAGUCGAACCGACGCAAAUGGGAUCUUGAAAGGAGAUUGCAAGGUGGAGCUCGUGAAAACCAGGAGAAUCGUCGUCUUGGACGGAAGUUGCAGAGCUUGAAUCCAUCGAUCAUAAAUCCUUUUCAUCUAUCUGCAGACAAGGUGGAGGCAAACCGGCGCAAAUGGGAGCUGGAAAGGAAUUUACAAGAUGCAGAUCGAUCUGUGCCAGUUUGUACAGAAGGUGGAUCUGAUAGUUCAAGCCUGGACCAGAAACUGCAGCCUCUCCGUCUAGCUGCUACUUUUGUGGAUGAAGCAAACUCUGGGCAGCAGAAGUGGAGUUUGGAGAGGAAGUUGUGCGAUUUGGAGGAUCAACUUGAACGCAAAAUUCAAGUACCAGGGAGAGAGGCUAUGGAGCGGAGACUAGGACCUGGCGUUAUGUCUAGUCCGACGGCAACCAGUGGCCGCCAAGGCCGAUCUGAAUUCGAGAUUUCUUCUUCGCUGGUGUACGUUCUACUGUUUUUCAGUACUGCUGUGCUACACUGCGCGAUAUUCAACUUUAAUUUGGAGUUGCGGGAUUUCUUGCGGCUUGAUGUCUACCCCUUCGGUGUGCUAUUGUUGUUGAGCUGGAUAUUUGUCGGUCUUAUCCAAUUUGUCGGUGGGCUCGUCGGGGAUCUCGUACGAAACCGGGUGCUGCUGCUACAACGCAUCGCUGUGUUAUGGGGUGUCGCUGUUCUAGCAUUGCACGUAGCUGCAUUCCAGAUGCCGCCCAUGGUUUCGUCAAUAAGUUUGGUUUUGGGAUUGGUGUGCGCUGGAGUAGCUCACGGCAGCGUCUGCCCAAACGUCAUCGCCUUAAGAGUCGAAGCUCGACUCGACAAGCCCCAGUCCUUAUUCACACCACUGUCUCCGGAAGAUGAGGACGAGAGUAGCAGCGAAGAUGAUGAUAGCGGGGUGGAAAGUGAGAGCUCCUAUUCAUCUGAAGGUUCAAGUGUGUUCGACGAGGACGAACAGCCAAAUUGUGAUUUGGCAAGCCACAAUUUUUUCUCGGGGUGCUUCGCUGCAAGAUUGGGAGGGUCGUCACUUGUGCAAGCGUAUUACUUUUUGUUCGUGAACGUCAACGCAUUCACGGAUGGAGGCUUUCACUCGCCUAUUACUUCUCGAGGAUUCCACUGCAUGCUCUUAAUGAGCUUUGGACUCAUGGCAGCGCUCAUCUACUUUUGCUUCAAAUCAUGGGGCAACUGCCAGAACGAUCAUCGUCCAGACAACUUAAGUUUGUUCACUAGCGUUUCCGAAGCACAGAGAUUGGAGAACAAGCUUGCGGUUUUGGAACAGGGCUUCAACGCAUCGGUCAAAGUGAUUUGGGCUUGGAGUUGGAGAAGUAUCGUGCAGCUAUGCAAUCGCGCACUUGUGGGCUAUGCAUUGCUGUCCUUUGUGCUGAUGACGCUGAUAGGAAUCGGCUUUUCCGUCGGGAUUUUGUUCGCGUCUCACGCUUCGCUUUCCGUCCGGUUGGUGUCAUUUUUGCUGAUCGUGGUUGGCUGGCUGCUAACCAUGGUUGCUAGUUCAAGACAGCUAAACCCAACGAAGAAGCAACUUCUUCGCGAAUGCCGUCGUUUGGGCCUGCGGUCGCGGCAACUUUACAUGGUUCUGUUCGCGAUGGCUUUCAUCUGCGUGUCAGGAUGCGUGUCAUUCCUGCGCGCACAGCUCUACACUACUAUGGUCGUUCAAGUGUGUCAGACUAGGCUUUUGGUCCCGGGUACGACAAGUACGCUCUUCGACCCGGAGUUGCUUGGUACUGCUGUCGGGACAUCUUCGCUGCUGCUUAUCGGGCUGUGUCGAGUCUUCACCGGGAGUGCUACUGAGGCUGAGGCUGAUAGUCCCAGACUAAGCUCAUUGAGGAAGCCGAACAUUUUCACAGCCGCAGCGCUAGCGACGCCCGUCUUCAAGAAGACACAUAGAACGUCGUUGGUCCAGCGCGUGUUGCCAUGCCUGGUAUCAUGCCCCCCAGUCACGCGCAUGUGCUUCGCCAUGCUACUGUAUCUCGUGAGUAUUUUUCUGUCCAGCGUUGUUGAACUGUACCGUCGGAAGGCAUCGGUGAGUCCAUCAGCUUUGCCACGAAGUUGUGGUAGUGUGCACUCGGACUUUGCGUUCCUUUGGACAUUGCCGUACGUCGUACUGCUUGGUGCUUCCGACGCUCUUUUCCGCGUGAGCUUGCAAGAGCAGUGUCACGAGCUAGCACGGGACUCGUUCUCAUCGGUGCCUUCAGCCACAAGGCCGUCUCGUCGUUGGGCUGGUGCUGUUCAAGGUGCAAUCUCUCUAGCCGAGGCGUUGGGGUACACGGCAGCUCUAGCUCUCGUGGCCGUGCUGUCACAUUGGCUCUUUCGCCCCGAGCUGACGGAUAUGACCUUGCUCUUCUUGCUGCUCACGACGGUGGUCGCGCUGACUCACGCAUUACUUAACCGAAUCGCAGCUCGAGCGCAGGCGUACCAACGCUCUUACUUGUCCGCUCCACCCCAGCAAGCUAAAUAGUUGACUGCAUCGUGUCCACUUGGAAGACAUGCAAAAUAUUUAUUCCAGUUCAGUCAUCGUUCAACAAAGUAACUUGUUUGUGCACAUGCAAAUGACUAACUACAUUGAGAACAGGGACGGCAACGUCACCUACAGCC
Phytophthora sojae is the source of this 3024-nucleotide messenger RNA. RefSeq lists its product as hypothetical. Bases 23 to 2887 code for a protein of 954 amino acids. The record is from RefSeq and is a predicted model, not a curated record. NCBI's taxonomy places the organism in Eukaryota, Oomycota, Peronosporomycetes, Peronosporales, Peronosporaceae. The transcript has a single exon.